Asterias rubens (European starfish) is the source of this 5659-nucleotide messenger RNA. Its product is annotated as glutamate receptor 2-like. Lineage: Eukaryota; Metazoa; Echinodermata; Asteroidea; Forcipulatida; Asteriidae. Gene Ontology annotation, biological process: synaptic transmission, glutamatergic; modulation of chemical synaptic transmission; monoatomic ion transport. The coding region runs from base 1042 to 3768 and encodes 908 amino acids. The transcript is spliced from 10 exons. Gene Ontology annotation, molecular function: AMPA glutamate receptor activity; transmitter-gated monoatomic ion channel activity involved in regulation of postsynaptic membrane potential. Gene Ontology annotation, cellular component: plasma membrane; postsynaptic membrane; dendritic spine. The record is from RefSeq and is a predicted model, not a curated record.
AAUAUUGUUUACAAUUUUUGCCAUGUGUAUGGAAACGUAAAUAUAAAUCCCCGAAUUUAGAGAGAUCAUCCCCCUUUCUUUUUUACUUCGCAUAAUAAAAAACUAUGUUUAAUUGAGGCAUACCGAUUCCGAUUAGAUUCUGAAAAGAUUUAAGAAAUGUUUCUUGGAAACGGGAUAAAUUCACAGCGCACGGGUCAAAGAAGAGUUGCUCCCUUGGAGCUUCUGGUGAACCCGUGGAGGAAAUCCCGCUGAACUACCGGUGUGUUUGGACUCGCGAUAAAGGGAGAAAACAAAUUUCACAACACCAACAUUACUUCUCAGUAUUUUAUUUCUCAACUUUUCAAAACGUCAGUUUGUCAAAACAUUAAUACAGGUUAGUGAUUGAAAAUAUCUAGAAGGAAUUCAAAUAACUGCUUUAGGCUGGAAAUACUGUACAAGUCAUGUUUUUGAGGGUUUGUUUUGUGAGAAUAAUUUCAAGUAUUUGAAGACUGUUUCGGAACGAAACGAAACCAUUUUGAUUGAAAUGCUCUACAACACUCCAUUGCACAAAAUAAUUAUGGAAAAACGUGCAUUAUUUUGUUGCCUAUGACCAUGACAUCCAAAUAGAUUUAUCAUUUACUUUCCCUUGAGGAUGAAACCAUAAGACAAUAAUAUAAACUACACAUAACGACAAAGAUCUACUAUAAGACAUAAUGACCCCUCCCUGGACAUUUUACACAUCCCCUCACAAUACUUGUUUAUUUGUACCCCUUUCAGCAAAAUGAUGUCUUCGAGAAAUGGGCGUGGUUUUGUUGAGUGACAGGAUGACGCGUUCAUUCAAAAAACAUCAAUACGUAAUUCUUGCAUUCUUAAUAAGGAAUGUGUGUACACGGUGAGCGAAUGGUUAGCAAAGCCGUGUAUUGUGUUUCGAAAAGGAGAAAAGGGCUGUAAUUUCUCCCGUUGAACCGCACGACUGAAUUCGGAGAUUGAAAACUUCUUGAAGCUGUUUCAGCGCCAUCAUCAAGCAAGACGUCUUGAUAGAGAAUCUUAGAGAAUUGGAACAUGGGUUGGAGGAAGAUACCCCUGCUCCUGCAGGCGUUGAUGUUACUUAUUGCUACCAUCUCAGCAGAGGAUUUCACUUUCGAAUCUUUUUACGGCAGUGUAUCACACAUUGACGAUGAAUACAAGAAGAUUGUUGAUGAUGCCGUUCGAUACGUGAAUACAGAAGACCGAAAUGGAGAUCAAUUGAGAGUUACGCAUUUCCAAUCCCGUAUAUCACAAACUCCACCUUACGUGAAACAGUUCAGCACUAACCCAUACCAGGCUCUCAAACUAGAUGUAUGUCCAUCUGUGGCUUCCGCUCGUAUCAAUGGCCUUAUGAUUCCUAAUGAUCUAUGCGUGAAUUGCCGAUCCGUUGGAGGGAUGGUCAGUGAUGCAGUCAGUCCAACCAUUGCAUUAGAUCAGGCUCAAGGCUCUAAAGCCAUCAAAUUGCUGCCCACUACCGAUGAUAUUUCUGAUUUGCUGGUUGGGCUUAUCAAUUAUACCAAGUGGUAUGACUUCAUUGUUCUGUACGAUCAAGACUCUGGACUCGAUAUGGCUGAAAAGAUGAUGGACUUUGCUGAAACCUACGGCUGGAAUGUCAAGUUAUUGAGCGUGUUGGACCAUGAUGCAUUGACUCAAACACUGAAGACAUCCGCAGUUAAGAAUCUUCUACUUUACUGCGAAUACCAAGAGAAUGCAAUGGAAGUUGUCAGAUUGGCUAUGGACAAGGACAUGAUGAAGGAUUCUUACCAUUGGAUGCUUGGCAAUGUGAACAUGCCACUGACUUGGGACGAUGUUGCGAAGAUUAAAAGGGGUGGGGCUUACAUAACACGCCUCCAGAUGCAGACUGUGAACAAUGUAGCGUCUGACCUUUCAACCCAGAAAGCAGAGCCAAUUGAGGAGUGGCCAUUUCGGUUGAGACUUUCUUAUGAUGCUGUGGUUCUAUUCAAACAUGCCCUAACGAAGUACAAGUUAAGAAACAACAGAUAUCCACGGACUCCAAUUCUUUGCCAGUCAAGUGACAAUUAUGUUGUCAGCCCACUCGAGGAAGAUCUUAAGAGUGUGACAUUUGAAGGUCUUAGCGGCACAGUGUCUUUCGACAGUAAUGGCGACCGAACAAAUUACACAAUCGAUAUCUACAUGGGAAAAGGAGAAACUGUGUAUGUUCACAAUUCUGUUGAGGAAAUCCACCCAAUGGGAAAAUGGACUCAAAGUAUUCGUAACUGGGAGCUAAGAAACCCCGGUAAAUGGCACAGCCCAACCCGUCUAUCCAUGAACCCAUUUAGGAAUGCUGCUGUGGAUACCAUAAGAAUCGUAUCAUUGGAGGAGCCUCCUUAUCUUUUGGAUGACAGUCGCGUCGGUAUCCAAGGUUUCAUCCCAGAGUUCUUGAAACAUCUUAAGAAGCUCAUGGAAGAAGAACUUGGCCACGAUUUCUCCUACGAACUGGAGCUGGUUUCCGAUGGAGACUACGGUAGAUACGAUAUCGACUCCCAUAGCUGGAGCGGCUUGAUGGGAAGACUAGUCAAUGGGUAUGCUGAUAUCGCUGCUGCCCCCAUGGCCGUUACGCCCCUACGUGAUGAGUAUGUUGACUUCACCGUACCUUUCAUUAAGAGUGAGCUCGGUGUCUUGGUCAAACAUCCUAGUUGGAUCUGGGAGUACCCCUUCGCACCUGUCUUUCCAUUCCGAUGGGAUGUUUGGUUAAUCAAUUUCUUUGCUCUGAUUGUUGUUACCGUAGUACUGACUUUCAUCGGGGCAUUCAACAAGGAGGAAUGGAAGAAGGCAUCGGAGCGAGGUGAAGCAUCACAGGAACAAAGCCAAAGCUUCAAUGUUUGGAAUUCAUUUUGGUUCUCUGUAACGACCCUGUUCAUGCAGAGUUACGAUGCAUCACCCCGAUCAUGGUCAGGUCGAAUUGUGGCAGCUUUUUGGUUCUUCUUCUGCAUCGUUAUGGUGUUUCUAUUCCUCUUGAAUUUAACACCAUUCCUUACAGCUUCUAAAAGUAUUGGUAUCGUCCGUGAUGUAGGAGGUCUUCUGGAUGAAACUGCUGUCGAUGUUGGGUUUAUUAAGGAUAGCCCUGCCUAUGACUUCUUCAAGUACUCUGACGUUGAAGACUACCGUCGAUUCUGGGAGUACAUCCAUGCAGCUAAUUCUAUGUAUGGUGAUGAAACCACGAUAGAGGUUCGUGCAGAGGAAGCUGUCCAGAGGGUCCGUCUAUCUAAUGGGCGUUAUGCUUUAAUCCACGACAAGGAGGUGCUUAAGAAAGAGGCUGAUAGAUGGCCAUGUGACCUCUACAUUACUGGUGGUCACUUUGCUCUGGUCGAGUAUGGCCUGGCUGUACAGUCAGGAUCACCACUACGUGACCAGCUGACCUAUGCCGUGAGACGUCUGCAAGAGAAGGGAAUCAUCGACGAAAUCUGGAAAAACAACAGCAACAAUCCACUUUGGGUUGAGAUAAACAAGGAAGGCUCUUGCCAAGGUAAUGCCACCAUCUGGGAGGUACAGGGUCUCUUCUCCUUGACAGCCGUUGACCUCAAGGGUGUUUACUUCAUUCUCAUGCUUGGAAUGGGUUUCGCUGUUAUAGUAUUCGUUCUUGAAGUCCUAGCUUUCCAACUUGGGUACGGACCUUCAAGCCCAGGCGCUCCUCGCGACAGACAAGAGUUGCAAAACCUUAGAUCAAACGAUAAAAUGGGAGGUGGUGGUGGAAUGGGGCAGGCAGGUGGAGCCGGAGGUAAUGAAAAGAUGUGGAUUUAGGUCAGGGUCAACAAGUUCUUGGGCUGCAGUGCAAACUUUAAAUUUGGGACUGCCUUUGUACCUCUUGAAAAUGUUGUAAACCUUUUACAUGCCCUCUUUGGAAGUAAACUUUUCAUUGAUCUUCAAACUUUUAAUUUGGGACUGCCUUUGUGCCUCUCGAAAAUGUUGUAAACCUUUUACAUGCCCUCUUUGGAAGUAAACGUUUCAUUGAUCUUCAAACUUUUAAUUUGGGACUUCCUUUGUACCUCUUGAAAAUGUUGUAACCCUUUUACAUGCCCUCUUUGGAAGUAAACUUUUCAUUGAUCUUCAAACUUUUAAUUUGGGACUGCCUUUGUGCCUCUCGAAAAUGUUGUAAACCUUUUACAUGCCCUCUUUGGAAGUAAACGUUUCAUUGAUCUCCAAACUUUUAAUUUGGGACUGCCUUUGUACCUCUUGAAAAUGUUGUAAACCUUUUACAUGCCCUCUUUGGAAGUAAACGUUUCAUUGAUCUUUAAGAGCAACAUACAUGUAUCGGGCUAGUGGUUGAAAAUUCAAGCUCGAAGUAAGAACACCUUCGUUUUGGAAAAUAAGAUCGAUAACUACAGUCCGUUUAUAAACAGCGCGUCUUGAAGAUGUUCCGCUUAUAAAGAGUAGAUUCUGAAGACCCGAUUCUUACUUCUGCUCUGUGUUUCUGUUCUUUGCUGUCCUCUUAAACAACGUUUUGUUAUAAAGAGAUAGUUUGGCCAGUCCCAGCGAUCUUGUUGCAGUGAGGGUCUAUUUAGAAUGUUUUAUGUAAUGAUCGUUUGAUAUUGGGUUGUAGGUGCAUCAUUUUACCAUGUUAACAGCACGACGUUGUAUACUCAUUUGAGUGAACCCUUUUUAGAAUGAUGAAUUUUAAUAUUCUUAUAUAAUGAGUUUUAAUUCGUCAUUCGCAGAACAAAAGUAGUGUUUUUAAUUGAUGUAAUAUUAUCUUGUUUCAGUUAAUUGAACGUUUGGUUUAAUUUACUUGUAUAUAGUGUAGUCUUGAUUACUUGUUUUCGUGUUUUUUGUGAUAAUAAACAAUUUCAGAGGGCUGAAUCACUUUUUUUCUUGGGGGGGGGGGGCUUCGAUUCCCUUAUACAUGUACUGGCAUUUCCAUUUGGAGUAGGACUGAGUAGCACAUUGUGUCUCCGUGUCAAUUACUGAGAGCAAAACAGUUUUUUUCUUUAAACUACAAGUUGACUUUAGCAAGGUAUUGUGUAAAUAAUCAAGUUCAACUUAACGCUCAAAAUCGUGUUGUCUUUUUCUUUUCUAGUUUUCUUCUCUAACAUUGUUAUUUCGUGAUCUCAAUUUGUGUACAAAGUUGAGUUUUUGACAACACUAUUUUGAGGGUUGACAUUCCAGGAAAGAUUUGAACAAAAGAAGAAACGAAUGUUAAAUGCAGUUAUUGAUUUUCAAUUAAUGCAUAUGUUAAAAUGUAAAAUUGUUAAAUGAUUGUUUAAGUUGCUUUUAGGUGUAUAUUUAGCUUUGCUUACAACAGUUUAUAAGAUUAUUUUAUAUCCGUGAACGCCCUAAGACUUUUUACCAGAGUUUUUGUACUAAAGAUUAAUCUUUGUUGCCCAUGAACAUUAAGACUGGAUACAGGGUAUAGUACUAUAUAAAGCUAGCAGGCCUACAUGUAAAUGUUUGACUCUACAAAAAGUUGUAAAUAUAAGUGGAAUAUUUUGAAGUGGCAUUCUGUCAUUUAUGAGUAUUUAUCCCUCUUGCUUAUUAAUUUAAGGUCAUUUGUCAGCCUUAACAUAUUUUUUUUCAUAUUUCUGUAUCAAUAAAUCGGUCUUAGUUUUACAUUUCAAUACUUUGUAGAAUUACUGAAAACAUUUCAAGACAUUUUCUCUGGUGGAAGGAAAAUAAACUAACUCCGAUAUUUUGUAAA